Messenger RNA from Rhinocladiella mackenziei CBS 650.93, 936 nucleotides. RefSeq lists its product as uncharacterized. Gene Ontology annotation, cellular component: cytoplasm. The record is from RefSeq and is a predicted model, not a curated record. Bases 1 to 936 code for a protein of 311 amino acids. Gene Ontology annotation, molecular function: isomerase activity. The transcript has a single exon. Gene Ontology annotation, biological process: biosynthetic process. NCBI's taxonomy places the organism in Eukaryota, Fungi, Ascomycota, Eurotiomycetes, Chaetothyriales, Herpotrichiellaceae.
AUGUCUACACAACAGCUCUCCUUCGCGACACUUGACGUCUUCACGUCGACCAAAUACACCGGGAAUCCCUUGGCCAUCGUCAAUGUUCCUCAAUCCACGGUGCUCUCACAGGACCAAAAGCAACGUAUUGCCCGAGAAUUCAACUUGUCUGAAACGGUGUUUCUCCAUCAACAAACGGAGCAAGAUCUUAAAGACGACUCCGUUAGAAUCGACAUCUUCACGGCCUAUGCCGAAAUCCCAUUCGCGGGCCAUCCGACUGUCGGCACAGCGAAUUAUCUCCUCCAAUUCCCAAAUCACAGCUCUUCCCGACACGUCAAAGCCUUGCAAGCAAAAGCAGGUCGUAUUGGUGUUAUUCUGAACUCCGCCAUUGACGGCGUGCAAAUCUCCGUUGCGCAUCAUGUCCACGUCCACAACUCGCCGUUCGCCGAUAAACCGUUCGGGAAGUACCCCGUCGUCAGCAUCGUGGAGGGUAUGACGUUCAUCCUGGCCCUGCUGCCCGAUCUCGAGACUCUAGGCCAGCAGUGGCAGAACCUCCUGGGCGCCGAAAACACGUAUACUUCGCAAGACGCGCUGGAUGAGGGUUGGCGCGUAGGCAUGGUCCCUACGUAUUUCUACGUCGACACGGGCACUACCACCGAUAUUUCAGGAGCGACUGUCCGCACGUUACGCACCAGGAACUUUGGGUCACGCGAAGAUCCGGCCACAGGCAGUGCGGCGAGCGCGUUGACAUCGUAUCUCUCGCUCAUGAAGAGGAAGGCUGGAACGUACAAGUACCAGCUUACGCAGGGCGUGGAGAUGGGCCAACGCAGUGAGAUUUUCGUCGAAGUCAGCGUCAAGGAUCGUCAAGGCGGCGAUGAGGUAGAGAUCGAACAAGUCUUGUUGAGCGGGUGCGCAGUGCUGGUUAUGCAAGGGACACUCGAUGUUCCUCCUCCUUAA